Messenger RNA from Anthostomella pinea, 5655 nucleotides. The record is from the annotation of a GenBank genome assembly. NCBI's taxonomy places the organism in Eukaryota, Fungi, Ascomycota, Sordariomycetes, Xylariales, Xylariaceae.
AUGAGUGCGGCGAACGAUGCUGCCAACGGAGCAGCAAAGGCAGAUGAUGUGGCUGACGACUGGGAUGCUGACUCGGACGAUAGCUCCGAGGGUGUCAACGAUGGAAACGAGAAGGACGAUGUUGAGGACGACUCUGACGACUCUGACGACUCUGAUGACUCUGACGACUCUUCGGCCGGAGGCGAAGUGAACGAAGCCCAGGAGAGCGAAAUACUGAGUGCCUACCGCAAGCUGCAAUCACGAAGAGUCGAUCUGGUGGGCGACUAUGCUGGUGACGAGCUCUUUCUAAUCGAAGGCGAUUCCAUGCUGUUACGGUGUUUCUCGGACUCGAAGCUGGACUUCGAAGACGGCUUUCAGAUGCUCCAUGCAGCCUACAACGUCGAGCAUUUCUUGCAUAAUCUCGUCAAGCGCAAGUGUAACUUCCACAUCGUCUUCUUCGAGAGCAACAAGAAGGUUUGCGUGCCACCGACUGCAAGCGAGCAGAAUGCAUGCAAGUACUAUCUAGCCCGCACGGCUAUCAUUCGCCACCUCGAGGCAAACCUACCUGGCUCGCAUCCGGAUGUAGCUGUUAAGGUGUUCUCGGACUAUGGCUCGGACGAUUUCAACAGGUAUCUGACGGCUACCGGGCCCUACUUUCUGGCCAUUCACGACGGAGCUUUACCGUUAGAUCGCAAAGGCAAGGCGGUCAGUGAUGGCGUAGGCGAGGCGAGCCCGAGCGCGCAGCGAGUGGCCCUUCGUCUAAUGAUUCUUACCUUCAUUUCACGAGGGUACAACAUAGCAUUGGUGAACGGGUUGGAGUGGCGGGACACGAAGAUAAUGACGAUGGUGCUAGAGAAACGAGGAUUGGUGAUGAAACGAUCUGCGGCGCCAGCUCCAAGUGAAGAGCGGACUCUGGACGCAUCCAGCGAGAUCUCCAAGUUACAGUCCUUUGCUGAAGACUUCUCGGACCGCCAGCGCCUGGCUGUCAUAGCUGUCAGUAAGCUCAUGGCUCAUCCGCCACCAGGCUUGCAACAGCCAGAGCUGCUGCCCCAGCUAUGCUGCGUGUUCUUACUGCACGAAGCCUUGAUAGCGCAUCUCCCUCUCUCAGCACGGCGACUGAGCACUACCAAGGGCGCUAACGAUGCUCAAAAGGCGCUGCGCAGCCUGACCAUCAUUUCUGAGGCGAUCCUACGCGGUUCCAGUCUCGGAAGGGCUUCCGAAGCUCAAGCGUCCAAGAACGAUCUCGUCGAUUACAUCGAUGGGCGCCUAUUCCUCCAGCUCACGCAAGCCCCUCCUUCGCCAACCGGCAAAGUACAAGAAACGUUCGUGAAGCUGCUGAAUGCGGUCCAGCAUCUCAGCAAUGAGAAGCUUGAGCUUGGUAAGGCCGAUGCUCCGCCCGGUAGCCAGCCGAUAGGUAACGCUGCACAGGGCGAGAGCAAGCACAGCGACAUUGCCGUGUUGCCUUUCUCCAACCCGGUCUUCGACAAGCACUUGGAACCUGUGCACCUCAAGAUUGACGAAAUGGUCGGCGACCAGCAAAGCGCAUCUUCGCACCGUAUCUUCGUUGAAUUGACACACUGGCAUAACGCAAAAAAACCACUCAUACGGAGAGGCCCGCAGACUGCCAAAGAGAAGAAAGACGAGUUCUGGAAGGCCAAGCGUGAGCAGCUGUUCAUGGCUGAGAUGGCAACCUACGCUGCCAGCUUAACAAAUGCUGUUGGCAGAAGCCUUGACCCGGAGACUAUCAUCGUUGGUGCGACGAAGUCCAGCGGUAGAGAGAUGCCGACUGAGACCGUCAAGACUACUUCCAAGAAAGGGGCCAGCCAGUCUCCGGCCGAUUCGGAUGCUGAUGACAAGACGUCCUCGGCGAAGGGCAAGCCUGCUAAGAAAGCUGGUGGGGGUGGCAAAACGGCCCAGAAGAACGCUGGAAAGCAGGCUAUGCUCGCCCAGAUCGCCGCCUCGAAAGCCAAGAAGAAUGUAUCCUCCGGCGACAAAGUCAGUAGCGCUUGGCAUGUGGUUUGCAACAACUUCGAAGCAGACAGCGAUCCGCGCUCGAAGUUCCGUAAAGCCAAGCAGUACCUGAGUAGCCUGAGGUCCGACUGGACAGAAGUCGUCGAGGCCGAGUGUCGGCUGUACAUGCUCAACUGCGUACUGCAGUAUUGGAUUGAGGCCUGCCGUCGCAAAGAGCAAGAGCGCAAGACUGAAGUUACCGCCAUGAUCUGGAAUCUCGCUCGUGAGGUCAUGCGCAGCAAGGGUCUCACAAACAACAUCAUAUCCGCCGUGGACCUCACGCUCAAGACGUUAAGCUUACCGGAAGUGCCGCAAGCGGAGGCUUCUGCCGAGAGGAAGCUUGGCUUUACAUUCGCCCUGCCUGCCAAGGUGGACUCACUUGCGGUUAAACUAUCCUCGAAGGACUUCCAAAUGGAAUACUGCGGGCCGUACCUCGAGCGUAGCUUCGACUCCAAACCGGACAGCAGAGUUGAGUUCAACCCGGACGGCUGGCAGCGAAAGGUACUGGAUGGCAUUGAUGCACAGAAGAGCGUCUUUGUGGUCGCACCCACCAGCGCUGGUAAGACGUUCAUAUCAUUCUACGCUAUGCGCAAGGUUCUUGAAGCAGACGACGAAGGAGUGUUGAUCUACGUCGCCCCUACCAAGGCCUUGGUCAACCAAAUUGCCGCAGAGAUCCAAGCCCGAUACAGCAAGAAUUUCAAAUACGGCGGUAAAUCAGUCUGGGCCAUUCACACCAGGGACUACCGCAUCAACAGUCCGACCGGGUGCCAGGUCUUGGUCACAGUUCCGCACGUCCUCCAGAUUAUGCUGCUAGCACCAUCAAACGCCAACUCUUGGUCAAGCAGAGUGCGCCGCAUCAUUUUCGACGAGGUCCACUCUAUCGGCCAAGCUGAAGACGGUGUUGUCUGGGAGCAGCUUCUACUGAUGGCUCCUUGCCCAAUCAUUGCGCUAUCUGCGACCGUCGGCAACCCGCACGAGUUUGGAGAGUGGCUUACUGAUACGCAGAAGGCCAUCGGCAUUGACUUGAUCACAGUACAGCAUCCAUACAGAUACUCCGAUCUCCGGAAGUACUACUACGUGCCGCCACAGAAGUUCGCAUUCCAUGGCAUCCCUGAGAGGUCUUCGUUCGGAACGCUAGGUCUAGAAGGUCUCACCGGGUUCCAACAUGUCCACCCUGUUGCUGGUCUGACAGACCGCUCUCGCGGUAUCCCUCAAGAUCUCGGGCUGGAGCCACGCGACUGCAUGGAGCUUUGGAGGGCCAUGGUCAAGCACCAGACCAGCGACUUUCCGGUGCCGAAGGAGCUUGACCCCGAAAAGGCUCUGCCAGCAGUCGCUCGGAAAGCCGACAUCUUGAAGUGGGAAAAAGACUUGAAGGUUGUCUUGCAGAAGUGGAUCGCUGACGUCGCUUCUCCUUACGAAGCAAUGGUGAAAGACCUCGAACGCCCCUUUAGAGAUGACAAGCGUGAACCGCUUCAGACCACGCAAGGGGAAGCUGAUCAGGAUAGCUCAGCUGCUAUUACGAUCUCCGACGAUCCCAUGCAGACCACGCUGCCGCUACUUUGCCGCUUGAACGCGCAGGAUGCCUUGCCAGCGAUCAUGUUCAACUACGAUCGCCACCAGUGCGAGAAGAUCUGCCAGACCGUCGUCCAGCAAUUGCAGGAUGCCGAGCUCAAGCAGAGGAAGAGUGGGCCAAAGUGGACCAAGACUUUGGAACGGUGGGAGCUUUGGAAAAAAGCACAGGAGAAGGAUGCCGCAAAGCUCUCCAAGGUCAAGAAGCCGAAGGGCCAGGAGGACGAUAAAGGCUCCAAGCUUGAUCAGGCUCGUGAUGCUGGCGAGACAGAGACCAGCAAGUGGGAGUCAUUCGAUCCAGAUGCACCGAUCGAGGGCUAUCAUUUUGCGGAUCAUACCAAGCUGCCGCUUUCCGAGCUUGGCAUCUAUGUUCGCCAGCUUGGUCGCCGUAACAUCCAGCAAUGGUUGAUCGACGCUAUGACCAGAGGGAUUGGCGUACAUCAUGCCGGUAUGAAUCGGAAGUACCGACAAGUGGUCGAGAUCUUGUUCCGGAAAGGCUUCCUCCGAUGCAUCAUAGCGACAGGCACACUUGCCCUUGGCAUAAACAUGCCUUGCAAGACAGUUGUGUUCUCUGGAGACAGCGUCUUCUUGACCGCACUGAACUACCGGCAGUGCGCUGGUCGGGCUGGUCGACGUGGCUUUGACUUGCUGGGUAACGUUGUCUUCCAGGGUGUGUCUCGCGAAAAGGUCUGCCGCCUGAUCAGCAGUCGUCUGCCAGACCUGAACGGCCAUUUCCCCAUUACAACAACGCUGGUUUUGCGUCUCUUCACCCUUCUUCACGAAUCGAAGAACAGCAAGUACGCUGUAGGCGCCAUCAACGCCCUGCUCUCCCAGCCAAGAAUGUACAUGGGUGGAGCAUCGUUCAAGGAGCAGACAAUGCAUCACUUGCGGUUCUCCAUCGAGUACCUGCGCCGGCAAAAUCUUCUUGGAGCGAACGGCGCGCCGCUGAACUUCGCUGGUCUCGUCAGCCAUCUCUACUUCACCGAGAACUCCUCGUUCGCCUUCCACGCUCUCAUGAAGGAGGGCUACUUCCACGAGCUUUGCGCCGGGCACGAGAAGAACGAGAAGAGUACUCUCGAGACUAUGAUGCUGGUCAUGGCGCAUCUGUUCAACAGGAUCCAGUGUCGUCAAGCAGAUCAGGAGUACCGUCAGAAGGUUGUAAAGCCGUCAUCAUCGAUAGUAUUCUUGCCGCCUAUGCCGGAAAAGGCGUCGAACAUCCUGAGGCAGCACAACCGGCAGACGCUGGAUGUGUACAGGACCUACGUCGAGACUUUCGUCGAGCAGCACAUCCACGACGAUGACAGUAAGCUCCCGCUGACCGGCGCGAAGGUUGGUUCUGCAGACCACGGUAGCGAGGCCGAGAGCGUAAAGCAUCUGCCGGCUGCCAAGAUCCGCUCUCCAUUUGUUGCGCUGUCUGGACCGGGUGAUGAGUUCGACACUAUCCAUGAUCUCUGCCAGACUACGAGAGAUGGUGUGUUCCUGGAAGAAGCCGUCAUCCCGCAUAUCGAAGUCUACCCCGACGAGGCGGAGCUCCCUCUCAACGCCUGGCUUCUCGACUUCUUCAAGCAUGGCGACGUAAUGACCAUCGAGAAGGCCAACGGUGUGCGCAGAGCCGAUAUCUGGUUCUUACUGAACGACUUCUCGCUCGUGUUGGCAACUAUCAUCACCAGCUUGCUCAACUUCAUGAAGCUGAAGGAGGGUACUGACAUGGACAUGCUUGAUAUCAUGGGCGAUCUCGACGCUCACGAAGAAGCGGAGGACAAUCAGAAUGCUGGCCCUGACGAGCAAAGCGAGAUGUCGGGACCUAGCGCAGCAGACUCCGGUGUCGCCAUGCUGCCCGAGCGACCAGCGGCGCGCCAGGGGGUGUCGACGAAGAAGGCGAGGAACACCGAGAGCUGGGAGGAGGUCGCCGACGUAGAGGAAGACCUCGACCGGCGCGAAGAGCGGAAAGCUGCGAACGCUGCCAGGCUGGAGUCAGAGGUCGGCGCUGCGUUGGAGAGUGCAGGAGGCACUAACGAAGGGCUGAAGGAUGUGCUGAAGGCGUUCCAAAAGUUGCACGCGGAGUUUAAUGUCAAGUUCAGGGCUAUGUGGGCUUAA